CACCACGAGUACAGUACACCGCAAAACACCUACAAGAAUAGCCUACAACUCAUAUGCACACCGAGAUGGCUACCGAGUUAAAGUACCUGUCGGGCUUUGGAAAUGAGUUUGCCACAGAAGACAGCAGAUGUCCAGGCUCCUUGCCUGAAGGCCAGAACAAUCCACAAAAAUGUCCUUAUGGCUUGUAUGCUGAGCAGCUCUCAGGGGCAGCUUUUACAGCACCAAGACAAGAAAAUCAGAGAACAUGGUUUUACCGUAUUCGCCCCUCUGUCAUUCACAAACCUUUCACCAAAAUUGAUAGAGGCAAUGUUACCCACGACUGGGAUUCAGUAGAACCAAACCCUAAUCAGUUAAGAUGGAAACCUUUUGAUUUUCCCACCCAGAAAAAAGAUUUUGUUGAGGGUUUGUCCACCAUCUGCGGAGCUGGUGACCCUAAAGCUCGAAGUGGUAUCGCCAUUUACAUAUACACAUGUAAUCAACCCAUGGACAACAAAUGUCUCUACAACUCAGAUGGGGACUUUUUGAUUGUACCACAGGAAGGAGCCCUUCACAUCACAACUGAAAUGGGGAAAAUGAAUGUCAAUCCUAAUGAAAUCUGUGUUAUACAGCGAGGUAUUCGAUUUAGCAUUGAUGUGAAAGGGAAUGCAAGAGGAUAUGUCCUUGAAGUUUUUUCUGACCAUUUUCAACUACCCAAUCUCGGGCCUAUAGGAGCAAACGGACUUGCAAAUCCUCGUGAUUUUCUCACCCCUGUUGCAUGGUAUGAGGAUAGGGAGGUGAAAGAAUUUACAGUUGUUUCUAAAUAUCAUGGAUAUCUAUUUUCUGCUACCCAGGGGCACUCACCUUUUGAUGUAGUAGCUUGGCAUGGGAAUUAUGCCCCUUACAAGUACGACUUGAGCAAAUUUAUGGUCAUUAACUGUGUUGCAUAUGACCAUGCCGAUCCUUCUAUCUUCACUGUUCUCACUUGCCCUUCACUGAAGCCGGGAGUAGCCGUGGCUGAUUUUGUCAUAUUCCCUCCUCGCUGGUCAGUUCAAGAGCACACCUUCAGGCCACCCUAUUACCACAGAAACUGUAUGAGUGAGUUUAUGGGACUUGUGUAUGGGAAUUAUGAGGCAAAGGAAGAAGGCUUUCAGCCAGGUGGCGCUAGCUUACAUAGCAUGAUGACCCCACAUGGCCCUGACUUUGAAUGCUUUGAGAAAGCUACUACGGCAGAACUUCAACCCCAGAAGAUUGCUGUUGGUACUAUGGCUUUCAUGUUUGAGUCAUCAUUUAGCAUGGCUGUGACUGAAUGGGCCAACAAGAAUAAACUGGACGCUGACUACUACCAGUGCUGGCAGCCCCUGAAAAAACAUUUUCAUUUCCCUCAAGCUAAAGAAACAUCAAACAAAAGAAAAAAAUAAGGCAGUGUUGAAAACUACAGCUACUUGUGGAUUCCCAUGGUCCAGGUGUUGUUCAGGUUUUUAUGACAUGCCAUUUUGUAAAAAACAUUCCACUUUUAGCAAUGGUUAAAUCUAUAUGCUAUUGUUAGGUCUCUAUAGUUGUUGGAUCCUUUUAUCUUUUGUUUUCCUAUACAUCCCUUGAUGGUUUGUGAUGUCAUUGUUGAAGAUGUAUUUGAUUUGAUAUAUUUCUGUUAUGGCUGCAGCCAAACUGUAAAAAAUGGUUUCCUUGUUACAAAAAAGUAUUCAUGUUGCAUUCCAUUUUUAUCAUACUGUUGAUUCUGCUUUAUACCAGAUAAAUUAUGAAAAUGCAAAUUGUAAUGCUCAGUGGCUUAAUGAGGUUCCCUGCUAAUCCCUUGUUAUGCUCAUGUUCUCUAACUUUAUGCCCUGCUGGGCCACAUCUGUUGCCACUGGUAUACUUUACAACAUCCACUCACACUGUGAUCCAAAUGCGUUGUAGAGUAACUUGAUUAUGUAUAGUAUUAUCACUGCAUUAGUAUUUUAUACUAGGUUGUGAAUUUCAUUUUAUAUUUUAGUAGUAUAAAAUAUUUUCAGAUCCUUAAAAGCCACAACAGUUUUAGUGCUUUAAGAUGGCAUUUAAAUUUAUUACUGAAUUUUUUUUAUGUAUGAGACAAUGAGCAUUUAUUUUUCAUCUGCUUUUUGUACUAAAGAGAUUUGAUUGUUUUUAUCUCAAGUUGAGUUCAUAAGCAGCAUCGCUCUCUUACCCUUGAUUGUUGAACUGUUUCUGUCUGGCAGCUUUUAGUCUGUAGAUCUGCUUACAACAGAUUUACCUUUUUAGAAAUCUUAAAGUGCAUUGAUUAAUCUAAAUAAUAGUACCCAACAUUGUUUUAACUCUUGUUCCAUGUGUUGAUGCCUUUGGCCACUGUUUGUUUAUAAAUUUGAUAUACAGCAACUACAUCUUAUGGGAAAAAAGAUCUUUACAGCUUUUGUUUAUAAACUUUAUUGUUGAAGAUUUUUAUAUAUCUUUUUGAUUGCUAACAGAUGUUAAUAUUUUCUUGAGGAGACAUAAUAUAUAUUUAUACC
This is a messenger RNA of Physella acuta, 2477 nucleotides long. Its product is annotated as homogentisate 1,2-dioxygenase. Gene Ontology annotation, biological process: L-phenylalanine catabolic process. The record is from RefSeq and is a predicted model, not a curated record. Lineage: Eukaryota; Metazoa; Mollusca; Gastropoda; Physidae. Gene Ontology annotation, cellular component: cytoplasm. Gene Ontology annotation, molecular function: homogentisate 1,2-dioxygenase activity.